This is a messenger RNA of Osmerus eperlanus (European smelt), 3594 nucleotides long. It is a transcript of the gene lcp2a, whose product is annotated as lymphocyte cytosolic protein 2a. Lineage: Eukaryota; Metazoa; Chordata; Actinopteri; Osmeriformes; Osmeridae. The record is from RefSeq and is a predicted model, not a curated record. Gene Ontology annotation, biological process: cell surface receptor protein tyrosine kinase signaling pathway; intracellular signal transduction. The transcript has 22 exons. The coding region runs from base 609 to 2315 and encodes 568 amino acids.
CACAGAGCCAAACGGAUCAACAGGAAACACAAGAGGAAGUUUGCUGUCUUUCUUUUUCUGAGAACACUCACAAGACUGCCUGAAUUAAAUUAAUUGACAAAAGAAUGCUUGUUGUUUGCUAGCUUAUUUUUUAAUGUUUUCAUGGACUUCCUACUUUAUACUAAACUCUCUGGAGAAUCAUCCAGCAAACACUGCAGCAUGAUUUGAUCAAAGCAGAAGAGGACUGGGUGUUAUUUUCUUCUUUUUUUCCCGACGUUCUAGUCUACUGUAGAGACAGUCUGUCUAUUUGGUUUCAUUAGUUGAUGUCUCUCCUCAACCAAACUGUGAGAGUGUGACAUCUUCUACUUCUCUCCACUGAUCACAAACCAGAAGCCUGGCUUCCUCUUUUGCUACCCAGCACACGACCGCAGCACACAACUAUCCAGGCCUUUAGAAUCAAGGCACUAACUAUACUCUUCCCAGGCUGUUGUGGAGACUGUCUUGAGGAUAUGACUGCUCAGUAGCAGCUUGCCACUUCACUUACCUCUGGUCGUAAGGAUUCUCCAACAAAUAUUCUACAUUUCCACGUAUAUCUUGAUUUCUGGCGAGUGAGAAGACGGAAGGGAAAGAUGAGUUUCGACAGACUUCCUUCCAAGGUGGAGGUCAUGGGCUGGAGCCAACAUCACCUGGCUGACUACAUGAAGAAGAUGAACCUAUCUGGCUGUGACAAAGUCAUCAUUAACAACUGUAUAAACGGCUCCAGAUUUCUGAACAUGAGUGAAAAUGACCUUCAAAAAUUCCCGAAGGUUCAUGCUCCGUUGAUUUCUAAAAUCUGCCUUGAGAUCAGCAGAAAGGAGGAGAAAAGAGGACUGUUUGGUAAAAAGUCAACUAUCCCUAAGUACCGUGAACCAGAAACACCAGUAGAGGACCAGUGUUGGGGUCCAGAUGAGUUUGACGGCAGUGACGAUGAUGACUAUGAGAGCCCAGACUCGUGCGAUGGGGACAGUGUGGGAGAUUAUGAGUCUCCCACAGAGGAGUGCUCUGGCUGCAUUGAGGAACCAGACAAUGACAACGACUAUGAACCUCCGCCCUCUGAGUCGGACGAGUCCACCAAAAUGAUUGCACCUCAGCUUCCUAUUGGAGAGAGCGACUACAUUGACAACCGUAGAUCAUCACAAGGCCAGCCUCCUGCCCUUCAGCCACGUCCCGGACAUGGCCCCACCCCACCAGCUGCUCCCCGCACCACCCUGACAGAGCCCACCCCACCCAGACAAGAGCUGUCCCCCCUUCGCCAGGGCAGACUCCCCACCAGGGGUCCCCUCGGCUGUGCAGCGCCUCAGGUGGACCGCAGCAAGAAGCCCUCUGCAGUGGACCGAAGAAUGAACAGCAGCUCACCGUUGCAGGCACGAAGGCCCAGCGCUGUUGAUAGGCCUUUGAUACAGCCCCAGUCCUGGAGAUCCCCUGCAGAGGAAAGAGGGCUUCCGGACCCUCCCAGGGUGGCAAAGCCCCCACUGCCAGCCGCCAGCGUUAACCGAAGCAGUUCCUCUGUAGGCAGGGGCCUUAACAGGGCCCCAGUAGAGGAGAGGGGGGCUCUCGAGCCUCCCAGGGUGGCAAAGCCCCCCCUGCCAGCUACCAGCAUCAACCGGAGCAGCUCUUCAGCAGGCAGGGGCCUCAUCCCCAACAGAUUUGCGCUCAAUUCUAGGACUGAGGUGCAAGACGAAGCCAUCCCAACUUUUAACUCCCAUACAUUCCCACUCAAAUCCCGAGCUAUGGGCUCCAUGCCAGGCCCACCAGGACCCCCUCACACAGACAGCCUACCUCCCAUUCUGAAUCUCACCGGUUCCCUCCCACACAAACUACAGGAAGCCAUCAGCUCUCACCGGAACAGCACCAGGAUUAGUUCAGGGGGACAGCUUGUUCCCCUCCGGCCCCCAGUGCAGCCCUCCUACCCCCCACCAGCAGACAUGGGCCGCUCAGAGGACAUGGACCCUAUCUGGUACGUGAGCCAAGUGACACGAGGCAAAGCAGAGAGCUGUCUGAGGCAGGUCAACAAGGAUGGAGCAUUCCUUGUGAGGGACAGCUCUAAGGGCUCGAUGGAGCAGCCGUACACCCUGAUGGUUCUCUACCAGGACAAGGUCUUCAACAUCCAGAUCAAACGCACGCACGACCAGUACCUACUAGGCACAGGGCUGAAGACCUCCGAGACCUUCCCUUCAGUGUCCGACAUAAUCAGCCACUACCAACAGACACCUCUGCUCUUGAUCGAUUCCAAGAACCGCGGGUCGGGCCAGCAGAACCAUUGCGCUCUCAUGUAUCCAGCAGGGUACCAGCGUUGACCCAUAUGGACCAGCAGAACCAACCAAACAGAUCCAGAAUUGGUCUUCCAUGACCCAGUCAGGCAGGAUGGGCCAGAAGAUAUCACAAAAAUCAUUUAGAAGGACUGAGGGAAACGUGAUGAACUUUACCGAAGUGUUUUAACUGAUUAUCAUCAUUAUGUUAAUUUUAGUGGUUGAUGUAUUCAUGUGUGUGUAAAUACAAAGUAGUGGUUGGCUGCAACAGAGGGAAGUAGCUAGCUAUGUUGUUGCUAAGGUUUCAGUGUGAAGGUGCCAAACAGAACCGGGUAUAAAUGGGACAAGUUACAAUUAUUCAUUUAGCAGACACUCUUAUCCAGAGUUCUUUCUUAGGUUGUCUGUGUUAUGUAUAUUUAUUAGAUUGUGGAGAGAGCGUCUGGCUGAUUAUACAGCUAUAGAGUUAGCAACCUUCUGUAACUUUCUGGUUGUGGAAAUCCACAGUCUCUGCCCUGAACUGCCCAGUAAUCUAAGUGCAGAGAGGAUAAGCUGUGGCUGAUUUGCAUAUGUCCUGUGGUAAUUGAAGAGUUUUUUAGGGCUCAUGAGGGACAUCCUGAUGACACCUGGCCUAUGGCCGUAAUCAGAGUUAACCAAGUAAAGAGAAUGGAGUGCAGCCACUAGCCUGCAGUCUAACAAUGGGGGUUUGAUGGUGAUGCAGUUGGUGUUAAUAGGAUCCCUCGUCCCUUAGAUAAACAUUUUCAUUUAUAUUCUUUUAGCCUUUAAAACUACCUGUUGUCAAGUACAGAGAGGAAUAUACUGUAAAUCUGCUGCCUGUUACUAUCUGACAUCAUGUAUUUAAACUUUUACAUCGUAGCGCUGCUUACGUAAGACAAUUGUUUUAAUCUUGGGCAUUGUUUAAUACUGGAUGGUUAUAAAAAAACAGGAUUGAUCAUAAUAUACUAAUUGUAUGCAUCUAAUUAUGUUUAGUCAUCACAUCUGUUAAGUUAUAGGUACACCAGAUCUCCCUUAUAGGGUAUUUGACACAGUAAGUGCAGACAGGUAUAGAUGUUGAGAACUCUGACAGCAAUUUGGUUGGUCGGUUUGUUGUUUUUUGUACUUUUCCUUUCAUUGUAGGUCAAACAAAAAUACAGUGUAUGACACAUGUAUUGUGAAUGUUAGGGUUAUCAUUUGAUAUUUUCAGUAGAGCUGUAGCCUAUGUAGAUAUUAUCUAUGUCUUACCUGAUUUAAUGUCAUAAUGCUGCAGCCACAAACCAAUAUCAUUUUCUCAAUCUGGCGGUCUAUAAAUGCUUUACGUUUGUUAUCUCUC